This is a messenger RNA of Neopsephotus bourkii (Bourke's parrot), 1353 nucleotides long. It is a transcript of the gene GDPD1, whose product is annotated as glycerophosphodiester phosphodiesterase domain containing 1. The transcript has 10 exons. Gene Ontology annotation, cellular component: endoplasmic reticulum membrane. Gene Ontology annotation, biological process: glycerophospholipid catabolic process; N-acylethanolamine metabolic process. The record is from RefSeq and is a predicted model, not a curated record. Gene Ontology annotation, molecular function: phosphatidylcholine lysophospholipase A1 activity; phosphoric diester hydrolase activity. The coding region runs from base 38 to 976 and encodes 312 amino acids. NCBI's taxonomy places the organism in Eukaryota, Metazoa, Chordata, Aves, Psittaciformes, Psittacidae.
GGGCCGGUAGCGGGACGCAGCCGGCUAGAGGCGCAAGAUGUCUGCGGCGCUGUACGUGCUCUCCACGCUGGGCGGAUACGUCCUCACCUCGGCUCUGCUCCUCAAGUGUCCGGGGCUGCUCCACCGGCCCAAGCGGCAGCGCUUCCGUUGCCGGCACAUCUCCCACCGCGGCGGUGCUGGCGAAAACCUGGAAAACACAAUGGCAGCCUUUCACCAUGCGGUUAAUAUAGGAACAGACAUGUUGGAGCUGGAUUGUCACCUGACAAAAGACGAGCAAGUGGUUGUGUCCCAUGAUGAGAACUUGAAGCGAUCAACAGGAGUUGAUGUCAACAUAUCUGAUCUCAAAUACUCUGAACUGCCACCGUAUCUCUGCAAGCUGGAUGUCACCUUUCAGAAAGAAUGUCACUGUGAGGGAAAAGAUAACCGUAUUCCACUCCUGAAAGAGGUGUUUGAGGCAUUUCCACAGACUCCUGUCAACAUUGACAUCAAAGUGAACAACAAUGUAUUGAUCAAAAAGGUUUCUGAGCUGGUGAGUCAGUAUAAGCGAGAGCAUUUGACAGUAUGGGGGAAUGUCAAUUACGAGGUUGUAUCAAAGUGUCUUAAGGAGAACGCUGAUAUUCCCAUCGUCUUCUGUUUGCAACGUGUCCUCCUGCUUCUUGGCCUGUUCUACACUGGUCUGCUGCCAUUCAUUCCUUUCAAGGAAGAAUUCUUGGAGAUUCCCAUGCCUUCAAUCAUCCUCAAGCUGAAAGAACCACAGAAGGUGACAAGAAGCCAGAAAUUUAUUAUCUGGCUAGCUGACACACUGCUGAUGCGGAAAGCACUUUUUGACCACCUCACUGCUCGAGGCAUUCAGGUGUAUAUUUGGGUACUGAAUGAAGAGCAAGAAUACAAGAGAGCAUUUGAUCUAGGAGCAACUGGAGUGAUGACAGACUAUCCAACAAAACUUAAGGAGUUUUUACAUAAUUAUCCAGCAUAAACAAAGAAAUCCAAGGAAGUUCUUGCAGAUUGUGAGCCAAGGAUUUUCUCCAUUAAAAAGCAAAAAAAGAGCAGCAUACACAUCACUUUGAAAGAUGUAACUGGAUGACCUGUUACCUUGUCAUCAGGUUGCUACCUAAUGUAAAGGCUGUCUAUUUAUUUUAAAACUUUAAUGACAUAGUUUACAUUUGUAAAUAGCUCAUUUAGCAAUAGCACACUUCACAUAUAGUGAUGACUAGGAAGAAACUCGCUGGAUUGGAUACCUGUAGAUAAUAAAUGUUAUUUUACCUGUCACAAGUGGACCUAAGCAGAUGUCAAGACAUGUCAGUUAUCCUAGUUAUAUUCUAGUGGGCAGAAACUAAGGAAGUUCUGAAAGUA